CUUUACAGGCUCCUCCGCUUCUGUGGCCAGAGGGGACAGCGGAGGAGCCCAGUCCACGAUGGCCCGGUCCCUGGUGUGCCUUGGUGUCAUCAUCUUGCUGUCUGCCUUCUCCGGACCUGGUGUCAGGGGUGGUCCUAUGCCCAAGCUGGCUGACCGGAAGCUGUGUGCGGACCAGGAGUGCAGCCACCCUAUCUCCAUGGCUGUGGCCCUUCAGGACUACAUGGCCCCCGACUGCCGAUUCCUGACCAUUCACCGGGGCCAAGUGGUGUAUGUCUUCUCCAAGCUGAAGGGCCGUGGGCGGCUCUUCUGGGGAGGCAGCGUUCAGGGAGAUUACUAUGGAGAUCUGGCUGCUCGCCUGGGCUAUUUCCCCAGUAGCAUUGUCCGAGAGGACCAGACCCUGAAACCUGGCAAAGUCGAUGUGAAGACAGACAAAUGGGAUUUCUACUGCCAGUGAGCUCAGCCUACCGCUGGCCCUGCCGUUUCCCCUCCUUGGCUUUAUGCAAAUACAAUCAGCCCAGUGCAAA
Molecule: messenger RNA, 524 nt
Organism: Homo sapiens (human)
Lineage: Eukaryota; Metazoa; Chordata; Mammalia; Primates; Hominidae
Gene: MIA
Product: MIA SH3 domain containing
Exons: 5
Coding region: 59-454 (131 amino acids)
Cellular component (GO): extracellular region
Source: RefSeq, marked validated